Messenger RNA from Serendipita indica DSM 11827, 897 nucleotides. The record is from the annotation of a GenBank genome assembly. NCBI's taxonomy places the organism in Eukaryota, Fungi, Basidiomycota, Agaricomycetes, Sebacinales, Serendipitaceae.
AUGUCCAGCGACGAAGAAAUCUUCCCGUACAAGCCCAGCUCUGCUGCGGCAAUCUUCUUCACUGUCGCCUUUGGCCUCACCGCGCUCGUGCACAUUUUCCAAGCCGCCAGAAACAGAGCACUUUUUAUGCUAGUCAUUAUAAUUGCGACACUUCUUCAAGUAACAGGCUACGUUAUGAGGAAACUCGCCAUAGACAACGACCCACAGAUGUGGUCCUAUGUCAUCUCUCAAGUCUGCAUUGUUGUCUCUCCAGCGUUUGUCGCCGCGCAAGAUUACAUGGUCGUCGGACGAAUGAUGUCCUACGUUGGUCCAGAAUCUACAUUCAUCUCUCACACCGUCAUUACCAAGCUCUUUGUGAUCCUCGACAUCGCCUGCGUUCUCACCCAAGCAAGCGGCGUCAGCGCAGUCUCGGGUGACAAUCUCUCCGCAAAUCAAAUCAAAAUUGGUCGAAGUAUCUUGAUCGGCGGUCUCUUGGCACAAAUUGGCGCUUUCCUCAUCUUUCUCCUCAUCGCCAUCCUGUUCGACCUCAAGAGUCGGAAACUGCGUCAUAUCGACCAGGUCGAGUUAAAGAAGCUGAGACCUCUGUUCACCGUGUUCUACAUCUCCGCGGCAUUGAUCAUCGGGCGGUCAAUUUUCCGAACAGUCGAAUUUGCCACCAUCGACUUUGACUCGCAGACGCAAGGCUAUCUCUUCAACCACGAAUGGCCUUUCUACGUCCUCGAUGCAGUUCCCGUCCUCAUUGCCACGUUCAUCUUCAACAUUGUCAACCCCUCCUCUGUCCUUCCUCGUAAAAAGGGACUUCGUAUCGAUGGAUCCGUCGAGCUGCAGCGAAGGCAUUGGUGGUCGCGCGAGGUCAAGACGGCACCCUCGGAGGAAUCUAUGAUUCAAAAAGCAUAA